Molecule: messenger RNA, 1590 nt
Organism: Paracoccidioides brasiliensis Pb18
Exons: 5
Coding region: 1-1590 (529 amino acids)
Biological process (GO): fungal-type cell wall (1->3)-beta-D-glucan biosynthetic process
Cellular component (GO): fungal-type cell wall; cytoplasm
Molecular function (GO): 1,3-beta-glucanosyltransferase activity
Source: RefSeq, a predicted model, not a curated record
AUGAAGUUCUCCUCUGUCCUGGCGGGUGCGGCUCUCGCGGGCACUGGGCUCGCGGCUGACCUGGAUCCUAUUGUCAUCAAGGGUUCCAAAUUCUUCUACAAAACAAAUGGCACCGAAUUUUUCAUGCGCGGUGUUGCAUACCAACAGGAAAUUUCCAGCAAUGGCACCACCAGCGAAAACGGCUACAAGGACCCCCUGGCCAACGCUGAGGCUUGCAAACGUGAUGUUCCCCUCCUCCAAGAACUGAGGACAAACACCAUCAGGGUGUACGCCAUUAACCCCAAGGAAGAUCACAAAGUGUGCAUGGAACUCCUCCAAAACGCUGGCAUUUACGUCGUUGCAGAUCUGUCCGAGCCAGACCUCUCCAUCAACCGUGACGACCCAAAAUGGGACGACGAUCUCUAUGCCCGCUACACAGCCGUCAUCGAUACCCUCGCCCCUUACUCCAACGUCCUGGGCUUCUUCGCCGGGAACGAAGUUUCCAACAACAAGUCCAACACCCAAGCCAGUGCAUUCGUCAAGGCUGCCGUUCGCGACUCAAAGGCCUAUAUCAAGAAGAAGGGCUAUCGUGAAAUUGGUGUCGGCUAUGCGACCAACGACGACGCCGAUAUCCGUCAGGAUAUGUCUAAUUACUUCAACUGCAAUAACCGUGCUGAGUCUAUUGACUUCUGGGGUUACAAUAUCUAUUCGUGGUGUGGUGACUCUAGCUUCAAGGAGUCCGGAUACGAUGUCGUCGUGAAGGAAUUCUCAAGCUACUCUGUCCCCGUCUUCUUUGCUGAGUAUGGUUGCAACGUCGUUCGCCCACGGAAGUUCACUGAGGUAGCUGCUCUCUAUGGCCCCCAGAUGACUCCCGUUGUCAGCGGAGGUAUCGUCUACAUGUAUUUCCAGGAGGAUAACAAUUACGGUCUGGUCGAUAUCAACGGCAACACCGCCAAAGGCCGCCCCGACUUCAAGAACCUUAAGGACCAAAUGUCCAAAGUCAACCCCAAAGGCGUCAACAUGAACGACUACAAGGUUGAAAACACUGAACUCCGAACCUGCCCUGCCGUUGGCUCCUCAUGGAAAGCUAACCGCUCCCUCCCCCCAACCCCAAACAAAUAUCUAUGUGGCUGCAUGGUCAAGUCUCUCUCAUGCGUUGCUAAAGACUCUCUCGACACGGAAGAACUGGGCGAUAACUUCAACACAGUCUGCGGUCUAGGCAAGGGCGUCUGCGACGGUAUCUCCAUCGAACCCGAAAAUGGCGUCUACGGUGCCUACAGCAUGUGCAACCCGCGCGAAAAGCUCUCCUUUGCCUUCGACUCUUAUUACCAGCAGCAGGCAAAGGCUGGGAACGGUGAUAGCGCGUGUGACUUUAAGGGAGCUGCUCAGAGACAGAAGCCCACUCAGGCGACUGGAACUUGUGCGGAUUUAAUGAAGCAGGCUGGUGCGAAUGGGAAGGGGACUGUCACGUCUGGACCGGGCGGGCCAGCAGGGACGUCCAAGGGGGCUGCCAGUGUUGGGGCUGUGCCGGCGGUAGAUUUUGGAAUGGUUAGGGUUGGUGCCGGGGUUGUGGCGGGGGUUAUUGCUGGGAUGAGUAUUUUGUUGUUGUAG